This is a messenger RNA of Aedes aegypti (yellow fever mosquito), 837 nucleotides long. RefSeq names its product dynein light chain 1, axonemal (gene ODA-Dnal1). The transcript is spliced from 2 exons. Gene Ontology annotation, cellular component: cytoplasm. Gene Ontology annotation, molecular function: protein kinase binding. NCBI's taxonomy places the organism in Eukaryota, Metazoa, Arthropoda, Insecta, Diptera, Culicidae. The record is from RefSeq and is a predicted model, not a curated record. The coding region runs from base 99 to 704 and encodes 201 amino acids.
GUUAUUUAUCUUUUAUCGAUGAGGAUACGUAUUCGAAAGCGUGAAUUACGAUUGUUAAAUUUUAGUGUGUUGUAAGUUUAACUGAAAAUUGAACAAAAAUGACGGCCAAAGCUACUACGAUAAAAGAGGCCCUCAAACGACUUGAAGACCGGACGAAGACCAACUCCUGCGACGACAAAGAAAUUGAUUUGUGCUUCCAGUGGCCACCGAUAGAGAAGAUGGACACCACUCUGUCUACCCUGGUCGCUUGCGAGAAACUAUCGCUGUCGACCAACAUGAUAGACAAAAUCUUCGGCCUGAGCGGAAUGAAGAACCUGCGGGUGCUGUCGCUGGGCCGGAACUACAUCAAGGCCAUUUCCGGCCUGGAGGGCGUCAGCGACACCCUCGAGGAGCUCUGGCUCAGCUACAACCUGGUGGAGAAGCUGAAGGGCAUCAACGUGCUGAAGAAGCUCAAGGUGCUGUACAUGAGCAACAACCUGGUGAAGGAUUGGGUCGAGUUCAACCGGUUGGCCGAUUUGCCCGUGCUGGAAGAUUUGCUGUUUGCUGGAAAUCCCCUGGUCGAGUCCAUGGAGGAGAGCGUUUGGCGUGCGGAGGCCAGCAAACGGUUGCUGUCGCUGAGGAAGUUGGACGGGGAGACGGUCAUCCGGGAGGAAAGCGACGCACAGCAGACGCCACAGCCGGCCGGUCAACCGGAGAAGGCUUGAGCAGGAAGGUGGAUUACAAUGGAAGAGGAACUUUUCGUUGGAACCACCUUCGAAUGAAGUUAUGACCAGCUAGGUUUGAUUGAAUAGUUCAUUUUACGACAAGUAGCAACAAGUUUUUACUAUACUUAUCCUA